This is a messenger RNA of Engraulis encrasicolus (European anchovy), 2056 nucleotides long. RefSeq names its product eIF5-mimic protein 2-A-like. The record is from RefSeq and is a predicted model, not a curated record. The transcript has 12 exons. Bases 128 to 1387 code for a protein of 419 amino acids. NCBI's taxonomy places the organism in Eukaryota, Metazoa, Chordata, Actinopteri, Clupeiformes, Engraulidae. Gene Ontology annotation, molecular function: protein binding. Gene Ontology annotation, cellular component: membrane; cytoplasm.
GCCCGGUGGCGCUGUCCAUAAGUGGUUGAGAAUCGGCUACAUUCGAUAUUACAGGAAGUGAGUUUAUAGCUAGUCUUUCGUUGUCCACAACGGUUUUUGAGCAGCAAUUUCAAGUCGGGCGUCUUUUAUGAAUACUCAAAAGCAGCAGAAGCCAACGCUUACGGGCCAGCGGUUUAAAACUAGGAAAAGAGAUGAAAAGGAGAGGUUUGACCCUACCCAGUUUCAGGAAAGCAUUGUACAAGGCCUAAAUCAAUCUGGCACAGAUUUGGAAGCUGUCGCUAAAUUUCUUGAUGCCUCUGGUGCCAAGCUCGACUACCGUCGAUAUGCCGAGACACUCUUCGACAUCCUGGUGGCCGGCGGAAUGCUGGCCCCAGGAGGAACUUUGGCAGACGACAUGACCCGCACCGAGUUCUGUGUCUUCACGGCACAAGAGGACCUGGACACCAUGCAGGCAUAUGCCCAGGUUUUUAACAAGCUGAUCAGGCGUUACAAGUACCUGGAGAAAGGCUUCGAGGAGGAGAUGAAGAAGUUGCUGCUGUUUCUGAAGGGAUUCACGGAGUCUGAGCGCAACAAGCUGGCCAUGCUGACAGGGAUUCUCCUGGCCAAUGGGAACAUAUCGGCUGCCAUUCUCAGCAGCCUCUUCAACGAGAACCUGGUCAAGGAAGGUGUAUCCUUAGCCUUUUCGGUGAAGCUGUUCAAAGCCUGGAUUAACGAGAGGGACAUCAACUUCGUGGCAGGCAGCCUGAGAAAAGUCGGCAUGGACAAUCGUCUGAUGGAGUUGUUCCCUGCCAACAAGCGGAGCUGCGAGCACUUCUCAAAGUAUUUCACCGACGCCGGGCUGAAGGAACUGUCCGACUUUGCUCGUAACCAGCAAAGCAUCGGGGCCCGCAAGGAACUGCAGAAGGAGCUCCAGGAGCAGAUGUCCCGCGGGGAUCCCAUGAGGGAGAUCAUUGCGUAUAUCCGUGAGGAGAUGAAGAAGAGCAGCAUUAGUGAGCAGAGCAUGAUCAGCAUCAUCUGGAGCUGCGUGAUGAGCUCUGUGGAGUGGAAUAAGAAGGAGGAGCUAGUCACCGAACAAGCCAUCAAACUCCUGAAGCAAUACAGUCCUCUGCUGAAAGCCUUCACGUCCCAGGGCCUCUCUGAGCUCACCCUCCUGUUGAAGAUCCAGGAGUAUUGCUACGACAAUAUCCACUUCAUGAACUCCUUCCAGAAGAUUGUGGUGCUGCUCUACAAAGCGGACGUGUUGAGCGAGGAGGCCAUCCUGAAGUGGUACAGCGAGGCCCACGUCGCUAAAGGGAAGAGCGUCUUCCUGGAGCAGAUGAAGAAGUUCGUGGAGUGGCUGAAGAACGCAGAGGAAGAAUCUGAGUCUGAGGAAGAAGAGGCAGACUGAGCUACAAGCCUUCACACGUUUUAAAAUAAAAGUAGCACCCGGAUCUGGAGAAUGUUUUUGUUGCUUAAAUAGGUGUAUUUCUAGUUUUUCCUUCCCUUUUUUCUUUUUUUUUUUAUAUCUACCUCCUGUACUCUCAAACUGUAAUGUCCUAGGUGUAAUUUAAGGGCUUUGUAACAGUCAUGACGCUUUUGUUCCCCCCCCACCCCACCCCCUUCUCUUAACUAAUAAAACGUUUAUACGUCAUACGUGCCAUUCACUAAUAUACACAGCUUACUAUCUUUUUAAAAUGGUGAUGAAUUGACCCCCUUUUAGGAUGUCUUUAUUUUAUUGUAAAGAAUUUCUCUACCAUUCUGUUAUAUUUUUUUGAAGAAAUGGUUACUAAAUUGACGGUAAAACAUCUUUUCCACACCUCAGAAGACCAAGAUUUUUCUAUCUCCCCAUUGGUGCAUUUUUUUAUUACGGUUGUUGCUGUUACUAUGGCCAAAUAUUGCCCAGGUGUAUGUCUGGUUUUAUUGCUCAUGGCUGUAAUUGACCACUGUGGGGAUGCCUUUUUAUUACAACAGUCACAUGAAAUCCACCCAUGUGCCAGCUCCAAGAUUCAGUAGUCCCUCACCCCAUACUCCAGAUAUUGAUGGACUUUUUAAGAAAAAUAAAGACUUCAAAAGGAAA